GGUAGGCCCGUGGAUGUCGCCACCAAUGUCUUCCCGCACAUCGGUCAUCUCUGUGCCGGAGGUACGAACAGCCAUGGUAAAUAGGUUGAAGGUGGUGCGAGGAUCAAGCCAGUCCCAGGGCUAUGGCUGGGGGAUCUUCGUCGGGCCCCACCAUACCCGCGGCAAUCAUUGACUCCCCACCAAUGUGACAGUUCUGUGGCGCUCCUGCCACUCCACAGUCUCAGCGACGACUUGGGCGCCUAGUGCAGUUCCCUCCCCAGGAUCGAUGGCGACAACAAAAGCAGCUGUUGUGUGGAUCAACGGCUUCCCCGGGUGUGGAAAACUCACCGUGGCCACGGCAAUCAGGGCACUGGACAAGACGGUCAUCGUCCUGGACAACCACAAACUGAUCGACCCCGUUGAGGAGCGGGUUGCGCGUACCCAUCCCAGCUACCAGCACGAACGCCGAUGCUUCCGUCAGGCCGCCCUAAAGGAGAAUGUCUGCGACCCCGCCGGACUCUCGCGUCUUGUCGUCUUCACGGAUUUCCAGUCGGACAAUGAGCUAGGCUGGGCUGUAGCCUCGGAGUACAAGGAUGCCACUAUCAGCGCCGGUCGGUCGUUUGUCCCCGUCUAUCUAACUUGCGAUGUGGCCACCAAUCUCGAGCGCGUCACCAGCAUCGCCCGCCUCACGAGCAGGACGACCAAGCUCAUUGAUCGUCGCGCCCUGGAGGAUAUACGUUCGCGGUGCGAGCUGUUUCGCUUUCUUGACUGCCCGAGCCUGACGGUCGAUUCGAGCAAUCUGACGCCGCUAGAUGCGGCCGCAGAGAUCCUAGCAUUUGCCCGGGGAGCUGCUUCGCCGCGGGCGUCACUGGUCGAGGGGAUGAGCGUCCCACCCGGUUUGGCUGGACUGGCAGAGCGAGCCAAGCCGCAGCCUAAAACCGUCUGCUUUCCAUGUUUUGCUACUUCGUGCUCUUUGCAGCUCUUCUCGGAGACAUUGCUACCCUUCCUUUCUCGCUUGAUUGUUCCAGUGGAAAUCCUCCGAAUCUCAGAUGUCUAUUCGACCGAGAUCUCAAAUUGAGGCGAGCCUCGAAAUUGGCGCGAUUCGUUUCUACGAAAUUCCGCUCCUGGGUACGCGCGAUGAGAACAACACAAGCAUCCAGGGCCUGGAACUGGCCUAUUCCCGCUCUCCUGAUACGGUGGCAGCCUUAUCCGGCUUAUGUUCCCUUUGCAACGCCUUUGAUAGCUGGCUACAGUUCAUCUCUGGCUCGGAUCGUAUGCACAGGUCCCGGAACGAAUUCCGGGAGCCCACGCUUCUACAUCUCAUGGUGGUCGACACGCGAGCAGGAUUGUCGAGCCAUGUUGGCGUUUGUACAGUGCGUCUGAGGCGGACCGGAGCCCUCGUCUCGGACAGCAUGCCCUUGGAGACCCUGUGGGCAGACACGGUCGACUUGGGGUGAAAGCUUGUCACCUUGGCUUGAAGGGAAGACUUGUUAGACUAUGGCUCAAACUGCUAAAUCCAAUUCCACAGGAAACCUACUAGCAAUGACAUGUCCCGGAAGCGCUUGCAGAAAAUCUUCACUGCUGGGAACGUUGUGAUCACGGAUUUUCAUGGAGUUGUUAGGACGCCAACCGGCUCGCCAGAGGUUCGACUCCACAAAAACGUCAACAAUCGGCAAGGUAUCUCAGCGCUAGCCUGGGAAGAAAAUGAACAGGGCGUCUGCUGAGCACCUGUUUCUUACUCUCAGUCACCGACCAAGAGAUUUCAGUGAAUUUACUGCCAUGUCCCGUCAGUAUCGAAACUCCUCCCAGCCACCACAUCGACGACACGGCGCUCCCGCAAGCCUUCAUAUGGGCCUACCAACAUGGGACUACCGAGCCUGCCGCCACAGCUUGGCACUCGAUAGUGCCCCCGGGAUACCGCGCCCAUCUCUUCCGCGAACAAUAGGCGCAGAGACAGGGCCUAGGCCUUGCCGACCCAAGACCCCCUGCCGGAUGCUAGCUGCGACUUUGUGUGGGUUGCCUGUGAAGCCAUGUGUCGGAGCCGGCCGAGGUGGCAACCCGCGCCCACCCCCCUCCCCCACGACGGAGAAAAGAUUCUGUCCAAGCCUAUCAUACUAUACAGCCAAGUCGGUGAAUCGCGGCUCCGUCGUUUGUCUCGUAGCUCGCUUGUGUGCGCGGUGGAAUGAUUGCCGUCUUGCUAGAAAAGACUUCCGCUAGGUCUCGGCUAGCGCUUGGUGGAUGGCCUUGGGCCUAUAAAGAAGAGGGGCGGCUUGGUGCCCCCGGCUUUCUAGUUACCCAUGAAUACGAUAGGGAUACGGUUUGAAUACGAUAAGUCCUUGUCCAAGGGCCCGCGAUGUUUUUUUUUAGGACGGACGGCAAGCUCCAAGGCCCACUCAGCUUCAUCUUCCAAGGAACAAAGGUGAUCACCCUUGCAGACUAGGUUGAGUGCCCAUUCGUACCCUCACCGUUCUUUUUUCUUUUCAUUUACUUGUCCCUUUACCGGGCCUUCCCAUGCUGCACAGACACGUCCCUUCUGACCAUGACACCACUCCGUAGGCCGUGGCCGUCCA
Molecule: messenger RNA, 2549 nt
Organism: Gaeumannomyces tritici R3-111a-1
Lineage: Eukaryota; Fungi; Ascomycota; Sordariomycetes; Magnaporthales; Magnaporthaceae
Exons: 2
Coding region: 266-1057 (263 amino acids)
Source: RefSeq, a predicted model, not a curated record